GAAGAGAGUCCAUUGGACCAAUACAAAUGAGCUGAGCCCAACGAACGCACACACACCUCGACGCAGUUCCUCCGCUGACGGCGACGGAGGCUGCUAACUACAACAAUCUCCUGAAACCUCUCAUCACCACGCAGCUUCACUUUCUCCAAUUUAGUCCAACUAAUAUUAUAGUUUCAUUUCAUGGAGACGCAACCGCAUGAGAUUUUACUGCAGCCACCGGUUUCUUCAAAUGAAGUCCACAAUGAUGGCGCGUCGAAUCACAGUAGAGACGCUGAGCAAAAACAAGAUGUUUCGAGAGAAGAAGUUUUGCAGACUUUGCAAGUUAUUGCAUCUACUGGGAAGUUCUGGCAUCACUGGGAUAAGUUGAAGAUCAUGCUAUCCUUUCAGCUGAAGCAGGUACUGUCAGAAUACCCUGAGGCAAAAUUGACUAGUGAGCAGCAGUAUGCGUCGUUGGGAGAAUCCUACAUUGAGUUGGUUCAUAAACUAGACGAAGCUCUUACUUGUUUCAUUGAAGGUCCUCCAUUUACAUUGCAAAGGCUUUGUGAGAUCCUAUUGGAUGCAAAAAGCAUUUACCCAAAUCUUUCUAAGCUUGCUUUAGCUCUUGAAAAGAACUUAUUAGUUACAUCUACAUUGACAAUCUGCACUGAUCCAUACCCGCAAGCAACAGAAAAAGUUCCGGUAGACCAAGAGAAAGCAAAUGAAAAGCAGAAUCAGCAAUCUGAUACAGUACAGAAUGGCGUUGAGCCUCAGGUGCCUGACAAAGAUGAAGUAAUGACCGAGGCUGAUGUGGGGGAUGAUAUGACCAUUGACAUGGAAACUUUUGAAGGAGAUAAGUCAUCAGAAACCAAUUCUGAACCUAAUGCUAAUAAUCUAUAAGCUUCGUGGUUAGUGUUAGUGUGCAUCUUUAAACCCCUAAACUCUGAUGAGCAGAAAGACUUGGACGCUUUCACUUUCAGUGAGCUCCAAAUGCUAUGAGGACAACGUGGACCUUGGCCAUUUUUGGUAAAAGUUGGAGCUAGACAUUCUUAGCAUUUAAAAACAGAACAAAGUUUCUAUAUUGUGUCUUUGGAUGCAAUGCUUGUAUUGGUGGAAUGAAGGUGAAUAUCUCACUGUAGAUCUGCUUUUAAUAUGUUCUCCCAAGUUAAAUUCACAAACUUGUUCAUGAACUUUGGCAUCCAUGACUUUGUAGUAGCUGCCACGCCUAUUAUUGAGUGUUUUUUUAACAAUGAUGGCAUCAUUAAUGCAUGUACUGGCAACAUCUUGGGCCAUCAAA
Vigna unguiculata (cowpea) is the source of this 1273-nucleotide messenger RNA. RefSeq names its product serine/threonine-protein phosphatase 4 regulatory subunit-like protein. Gene Ontology annotation, cellular component: cytoplasm; nucleus; protein phosphatase 4 complex. Lineage: Eukaryota; Viridiplantae; Streptophyta; Magnoliopsida; Fabales; Fabaceae. The record is from RefSeq and is a predicted model, not a curated record. Gene Ontology annotation, molecular function: protein phosphatase regulator activity.